Messenger RNA from Babesia bigemina, 273 nucleotides. RefSeq lists its product as hypothetical. The transcript has a single exon. The annotation marks the transcript as partial. Lineage: Eukaryota; Apicomplexa; Aconoidasida; Piroplasmida; Babesiidae. The record is from RefSeq and is a predicted model, not a curated record.
AUGGAGCUAUCCGGAGCGGUUAUAGGGUCGAUGUACAGCGUCAUCACCGCCGCCCGCCGCAACUACGUGUCCUCCAUCAAAUCCCUCCUCACCGCGUUCGCGGACAAGGUCGAAAAGGAGUUGAAGGAGUUGCCGGAGGAGAUUGAGAGGGAUCUGACUAUCGGGUUCAAGGGGUUGAUGAGACAAAUUGGUGGUGAUAAUAACGGUAAUAUGGAGUUACUUAAGAGUCAAAAAGAUGAUAGUACAGCGUCAAAAUUAUCUUACGUUUUCAGA